This is a messenger RNA of Symbiodinium natans, 252 nucleotides long. Lineage: Eukaryota; Dinophyceae; Suessiales; Symbiodiniaceae. The record is from the annotation of a GenBank genome assembly.
AUGGAGGCCCAGGUGCCACUAUCCGUGUGGAGGGCCUCGGCAAACUCAGCCGGCAACUCGAGGUAUCCUCUCUUCGCCAGCGACUGGAGCGCCAGGUCUUGCUCCGACCAGAGGUGUCGCUGCGGCUGCACUGUCCUGGCAAGGAGGCAGAAUGCCUGGACUUGCGAUCAGAGAAUGCUGCGGCAAGAUUGGACCAUGUGCUCGGGGCUUACUUGGCUCAGUGGAUGUUUGGAUGGAUGGUCAUUGAACUAA